This is a messenger RNA of Daldinia vernicosa, 1914 nucleotides long. RefSeq names its product aldehyde dehydrogenase. The transcript has 3 exons. NCBI's taxonomy places the organism in Eukaryota, Fungi, Ascomycota, Sordariomycetes, Xylariales, Hypoxylaceae. The coding region runs from base 242 to 1795 and encodes 517 amino acids. The record is from RefSeq and is a predicted model, not a curated record. Gene Ontology annotation, molecular function: aldehyde dehydrogenase (NAD+) activity.
CGAACAUAUUCGUCAAAUUUUAUGUAUAUAUCGAGAAAUGGGUUAUCUUAGGGGUCACAUGGUAGCCAUCAAGUACGUAACAUUUCCGGCCAAGUCCGAUAAGUCUUGCGUUCAUGCGUUCAUGCGAUGCGGAGUUUCGCGAAUAGAUUGGAGACCCGAUUUCUGAAUUCUUAUGCCGUUGGAUGUGUACUUGAAUCUCGGAUCGCCCGAUAAUCUAGAUUGACAAGGCAUCGUUUCCAGAAUGGCGCAAACUUAUCUCAUGUGGGUUGCUGGGAACGAAGAGGUUGGCGAAGGGGAACUAUUACCAGUGGAAGACCCCGCCACUGGAGAGACCUUUGCGUUUUGUCAUACGGCAUCCGCGUCAGAUGUUGAACGCACUAUUGCUCGUGCUGAGGCGGCCUUUCAGUCAGGCGUUUGGUCUAGAUCCUCGCGUCACUACCGCGCUGACAUCCUAGACAAAUCUGCGGCGCUCCUCACAGCGUCGUUACCAAGCCUCAUCGCGCUCGAGGUGCGACAGACUGGCCGCGCGAUUCGCGAGAUGAACGCCCAAGUUCCUUCACUGGUGCGCUGGUUUAAGUACUAUGCUUCGCUUCUGCGUGUAGAGGAACAGCCUGUCUUACCAACAACGGGGAAGCUGCACAAUUUCCUCCAACGUGUGCCGCUUGGUGUCGUUGUUCAGAUCACUCCUUUUAACCAUCCAUUGCUUAUUGCCGUAAAGAAGCUCGCACCCGCACUUGCCGCUGGAAAUAGCAUUAUCCUAAAGCCGAGCGAGUUAACGCCAUUAUCGGCACUACUACUUGGUCGGAUCUUGAAAGAAGCGGGUGUCCCCGAUGGCGUUUUUAACGUUUUGCCCGGAUACGGUGCCACGACCGGAAAGGCGCUCGUACAGCAUCCCCUAGUAAAAAAAGUAGACGUUACAGGGGGAACAAUAGCAGGGAGGGCAAUCGGUGGAAUCGUAGGCGGAAAUCUAGCGAGAUAUACCGCAGAACUUGGGGGCAAGGCGCCGUUGAUUGUAUUUGAUACGGCAGAUGUUCAGGUUGCUGUUAAUGGGAUUGCAUUUGGUAGUUUUAUUGCCAGCGGUCAAACUUGCAUUGCGAGUACGAGGAUUAUCGUGGACAAUAAAAUUUUGCCGCAGCUGCUAGAGAAGCUAAAGCUCAAGACGAAUUCAAUCCUGCAACGAAUGGGUGCCCCUGACAACCUGGAGUCUACUAUGGGUCCUUUGAUCUCGGCAAAACAACUCAACCGCGUCGAGAUGUUAGUUGACGACGCCGUGAAUAGUGGCAAGGCAAAGGCAGUAGCAGGAGGAAGUAGGAUGCAUGGUUUUAGCCCCCUAGACGGGACCGACUUCUCUAAGGGUUACUUCUAUGAGCCUACGAUUCUUGUUUCGGGCGAGGAGGAUAGCAUCCUCGGGACACGCAUUUGGCGCGAGGAGGCUUUUGGUCCUGUAAUCGUGGUCGUGGGCUUUGAUACGGAAAGUCAGGCCGUUAAACUGGCUAAUGACAGCGAAUUCGGCCUCGGAGCCGGAAUCUGGACCUCAGACCUAGCGCAGGCUUUCCGAGUUUCAGAGCAACUCAACGCCGGUAUCACCUGGGUAAACACACAUCAUCGAAAUGAUCCAAGUAGUCCGUGGGGUGGUGCUAAGCCAUCGAGUGGUGUUGGAAGCGAAAACGGUAUAGAUGCUUAUAAUGCAUACACAGCUAUAAAGAGUACGAUUAUCAACUACGCUUCAACCGAGGAGUCACUCGUUACAGACGAUUGGUUCAGCGACGGGACAGGGCCUAUAAGAUAUGGCUGAAUCUCGCAAUAGACUAGGUACAUAUGCUAGGUGAUGUUCGCUAUGACACGAAUAUCCUUCACGCAAUGAAGUUUCUUAACCACUCAUACCCUUUACUACUGUUGAGUUUCAAUAUAGUA